AUGCUUGAGACAAAAUCAGAGUCCUCAGAUGAGAAAAGUAAACUAGAUGUGUUUUAGAGAGCUGAACUUAAGUAAGCAUAUCAUAAAGUGAUAAAGGAUCCUUCUAAUGUAAAGGACACAUAAGGCAAGAAGAGGAAAAGGCAUAAUACCCUAGAUCAAACCUCUAAAGACAAUAGGAAGAGCAAGCAAUUUUAAUAUAGAGAGCCUGAGUCCCCAUCAAUGGCUUAGAGGAAAAAGAAAGAGCAUUUAAUACAUGAAAGAAAGAUGCAGCUGGGUGGAAACAACUUUGAAGAGGAACAACAAUUGAUAUUAAGAGAUAAAAAGAUCUAUAAUCAUGUAGUUAUCGAUGACAUCGUCAAUUCAGAAGUUCGUAAAUGUGAGAUCGACCUUGAGGAGUGUCAGCCAUUACUAGCAUAGAACACUAAAACAAUAAAUCAUCUAGAAGUCAAUAUUAGACAUUUGGUCAAAUAGAAAAAAGCAAGAGAUGAGUACAUUAGUAGAAUAAAUAAGAUGGAAGAAGCAAGCAAGGCGAUCAUAGCAUCUUUGAAGAGUGGAGAGUUGCUUGACCCGGAUAACUAAAAUGUACCAUUUUAAGAAUAGUCAGUCCUGCAACAACUAAAAACUCUAAGAUAGAGAUAUAACAUUAAAGAAGUUGAAAGAGAUAAUCAGCCACUAAAGACUGGUCAAAAUGGAGUAAUUUUUAGUGAAAGUCUUCUUAGCAAUAAAGACUUAUUUUUGACAUAUAAAAAGAGGAAGUUAAUGGGGGACAACACUGUUGAAGCUCGAAAAAAUAGAGAGCUUAUUAAUAUUAAAAACAAGUUGUAAUUGCAGUACUAAGAAAAUAGAAACAUCAAAAAGAAAAAAUAAAGCAGCAUAACAACUAACAAUUGCUAUACCUCUGCUGCGAAUCAUUACUCACAAAAAUCUGAAAUUGACUAGAAUUACUUUGGCUAGAUGCACUCUAGAACAAGCAGAGUCGGAUCUCCUAGUAAUUUUUCAUAAGAAUUUAAUACUGGUUAAAAUUCAUAAAGAGACUUGGGAAAUACUAGAAUCGAAUCUAAGAGAAAUUCUAGACUUGUUAGCUUUAUCAAAUAAAACUAGGAUGAAAAAUCUAGAAAUGAUGUAGAGAGUCAAAGUUAUUACUAGAUUGAAGUUUAGCAAGGAAAGUAGAAUAAUCGAAGUAAAAUUAUGAGUUUUAGAGGUAGUGAUCGCAAUGUGCAGCCACCUAAUUAAUAUUUUAAUAGCUCUAGAGUCAGCUCUAAAGAAAAUUUUGAUAUGCAAGGUCCCACUACUCAUAAAACUCAAACAAAAUUAUAAAAUACUAAGUCCUUAAAAAAGAAUGAUAGUCAACUAUCAGACAUAAUAGUAGAAGAAUCAUACAGAUAGAGUCAUAAGAAACAUACAAAGCUUUAGACUCAAUCACCAAAUCCUUAAGUCAAAUUUGAGGAAAAAAAAUCAUAGCAUCCAGUAUCUCAUCAGAUGUCAAAUAAGGAUUUGAUAUUAAAUGAAUAGCAGAAUUACACUGUUGAUUCUAACAUUAAUUUCAACUAUAAUACCAAGAAAAAUGAUAUCAUGUAGCCUAGAUCAAAAUCUGUAGCUAGAUAAAGAUACGCAGAUAAUACAAACCAGCCAAUUAGAAGAAAGCUUGUUAAUAAUUAUCAGAAUAUUGAGGAAAAGAACAGUACAGUUCCAACACUAAACUUAUUUAAUUCUCAAUCCCCAAGUAGAGUAAACCUUAGUCUUACAAGAACUUUCAAGUCUAAUCAUAAAAAUGAUAUGAGUAAUAACUCUUAUCUGAAUAGACCAACUAAUGAUACAUUCUUUAGUCUGAGGAAGCAAACAGAUUAAAGUGAUUCUAUUAUGAACUAAAUCUUAAGGAAAAGUUUAAAAAAUAAUCAGCGAGGGAUGAAUAUAAUGGUAAAUAGCAGCAUGCAGUUUCAACGCAAAAAUCAAAGUCUAAUCGACAACAAUUAAAGCCAGAGUAAUAAGUAACUAAUGACUUCAAAUAUGAGGGCACAGAAUAUGUCAAUAAACAAUAUAUAUCAGAAUAUGAAAACUGAUGUCACAGAUGAAAGUACAGGCGAAUAUUGUGGAAACUCAACAAGAAACAUGGUGAAACAGUAUUUAAGCAAUUUAGCUACCAGGCCUCCAACCUUCAAUGUGAAUGUUUUGGAUGCAAGAAAUAUCAAGCCAAAUAGAGCUAAUUCUGAUCUUAAGCGAGGAUAGAAGAAUACAUCUUCAUCAGAUUUGAAGAUUGAAUCAUCAACGAAAAUAAAUAAUGCUACUUUUAUCAGUCAUUUGGAAAAUCGAUCUAUAUCUACUAACCGAGUAAAUUAAAAGUUCAAUGAGAGAACCCCCUCUAUGAGUGAUAAAGAAUAUAUAGAACAUAUAAAAUCUCAUCCAUUUAGAUGGCAACUGUAAAAGAAUCUGUAAAAGAUAGUCGACAGUAGACAGGAAAAAAGAUAAGUAAUUGAGAAAAUUCUAGGCAACUGCAAUUAGAUAUAAGAAGAAACUGAAGAUUAGCUUUAAGAAUGUGAGUACAAGUAAUUAAUGAAUAACUUGAAGAUUGGCAAUUUCAAGAAGCUCUGUGACGCCAUUAAAGAAAUAGAGUUUGCUGAUUCGACCACUUUAAAAGUUUUAUACCAGUACAAGCAGCAAAGUAAAUUUGAAAAUGAGGAUAAUGCCCUGGAAGUUCAAAAAGAAUAUAAAUCAGGGAUUAUGGAUCCAUCAAGAAUUGCAGCAUAAUUUGAGAGACUAAUGAAUGUGAAGAAAAUAGUAGGCAAGAAAAAGAUUGUUCAGGAAAAUGAUAAAAAUUAUAAGUAACAGAGAGAGUUGAAGGGACUAAUGUCUCUUUGUUGA
Messenger RNA from Stylonychia lemnae, 2859 nucleotides. The record is from the annotation of a GenBank genome assembly. Lineage: Eukaryota; Ciliophora; Spirotrichea; Sporadotrichida; Oxytrichidae.